Molecule: messenger RNA, 1053 nt
Organism: Caenorhabditis bovis
Lineage: Eukaryota; Metazoa; Nematoda; Chromadorea; Rhabditida; Rhabditidae
Source: the annotation of a GenBank genome assembly
AUGGCAGCGGUAACGAAGAGGCGUCCAAGAAAAACAGCCACAGUUUCCGUUGAAACCGAAGACGGCACCCAGGCGGAUCGGCCGAAGAAAAAGGCGGCGGCGCGGAAGAAGGGAGUCACUCGCAGAUUGGCGGUUCACUCGUAUGCCGAAUGCAGCGAAGACGCGCUCAAAGACUUUGUGAAAGCCGCGUGCGACAUCGGCGUCAAAGGCAUCUGCGACGAGUUUAUCGCGUUGAAGCUCGAGACGCAGGCGUGCACGAAGCCGAAAACUGCGCACGACAAAAACGCGGACCGAAAUCGAUAUAAAGACGUCUACUGUAUCGAUGAAACCCGCGUGGUCCUCAAAUAUCCGGAAGGCGAUGCGCAGGACUAUAUCCACGCGAAUUGGGUGAAAACCGGCGAUGUGAAUAAGUUCAUCUGCACUCAAGGACCCACCGAGAAAACAAUCGAAGACUUUUGGCGUCUCAUUUGGCAGGAAAAGACGCCGUGCAUUGUGAUGCUGUGCAAUGUGAUGGAGAUGGGAAAGAAGAAGUGCGAACAGUAUUGGCCCGAAUCGCCGGAGAAGCCGAUGAGUUUGGGUAAACUCACCAUCAAACUGGUCGAGGCGAGCCGCGAAGUCGAGCCAAACAUUCUUCUCAAACGAAUGUCGGUGUCCGAUGAGACGGGCACCGUUCAUAAUCUGGAUCAUUGGCAUUGGAAGGCAUGGCCAGAUCGUGGUGUUCCCGAGAUUCCGAUGGCCGCGUUCCGACUCCUACUUCGACUCAAAGCGGUCUCGCCGAUUCUCGUACACUGUUCGGCGGGCAUCGGCCGAACCGGCACCAUCGUCGGCUUGGAAAUCGCUUACUCGAAGUUGUGCGCCGGCGAGAAGGUCUCGCUGAAUCAGAUCGUCCGCGACAUUCGCAAUCAGCGGCACGGCUCGGUUCAGACCGACGCCCAAUAUCUGUUCAUGCAUCGUGUGCUGCUCGCGUUAGCCGAGAACAAGAAGAUCACGACGCCCGAGAUGGCGACGUUCGCCGCCGAUUAUGACAAAACGAUGGCCACCAAAGCGGGAUGA